Arachis ipaensis is the source of this 1386-nucleotide messenger RNA. RefSeq lists its product as uncharacterized. The record is from RefSeq and is a predicted model, not a curated record. Lineage: Eukaryota; Viridiplantae; Streptophyta; Magnoliopsida; Fabales; Fabaceae. Gene Ontology annotation, biological process: DNA integration. Gene Ontology annotation, molecular function: RNA-DNA hybrid ribonuclease activity; nucleic acid binding.
AUGGCAUGGGCGAUAGAGCUGUCUCAAUAUGACCUGCAAUAUGAACCCAGGCAGGCAAUCAAAGCCCAAGCCAUGGCACAUUUCCUGGUAGAGGUUACAGGGGAGGCUCCCGACGUACUCAGCACACGGUGGAAGCUCCAUGUUGACGGAGCAUCUAACCAAACGUUCGGAGGGGCCGGGAUCAUUCUUGAAAACUCAGCAGGAGUAGCCUAUGAACAAUCAAUCAAGUUCGACUUUCCAGUAUCCAACAAUCAGGCAGAGUACGAGGCCCUGUUAGGAGGGUUAAUACUAGCCAAAGAGGUCGGAGCAUCAAGGGUAGAAGUCAGUAGCGACUCCCAGAUCGUUACCUCUCAGAUAAACGGCAGCUACCAAGCCAGGGACGCACUACUACAAAAUUACCUGAAAAAGAUAGAUCCUAUUUUCCGAUACCUGGAGCAUGGAGAAACACCCCCAGAUGAGAAAGAAGCACAAGCUACCAAGAGGGAAGCCCCCAAAUACGUAAUCAUACAAGGGCAGUUGUACAAGCGAGGGCUCCACCAACCCCUACUCAAAUGCCUGCGCCCCGACCAGACGGACUACGUCCUAAGCGAAGUCCACGAGGGGUGUUGUGAUCACCACAUCGGGGGAAGAUCGCUGGCAAGAAAGAUCAUCCGAGCAGGAUACUACUGGCCCACAAUGAUGUCGGAUGCCCAGGAGUUCAUUAAAAAAUGUAAAAAAUGCCAACAAAAUGCCAACUUCCACAAGGCACCACCCGAAGAACUCAACUUGAUGAUGGCCCCCCGACCUUUCGCCCAAUGGGGAUUCGACCUAUUAGGACCAUUUCCACCUGGGCCUGGGUUCGGAAUUCCAGAAACUGUCAUAUCGGAUAACGGGACACAGUUCACCGACAAGAAGUUCAAAGGAUUUCUAGCAGGAUUAAAAAUCAAACAAAGGUUCUCUUCAGUCGAACACCCCCAAACCAACGGCCAGGUGGAGGCAGCUAACAAAGUCAUCCUAAAAGGGUUAAAGAAGCGACUUGAGGGAAAGAAGGGCUUAUGGGCAGACGAGCUAGCUUCAGUACUAUGGUCUUACAAGACCACCCCUCAAUCAUCUACCGGUGAAACCUCCUUCCGACUCACAUACGGGUUCGACGCAGUCAUCUCAGUCGAGGUUGGGGAACCGAGUCCAAGGGUACUCCUCGGAGGAGGAAGUGAAGCAAUCGAAAAGGAUCUGGUUGAUGAGACAAGGCAAAUGGCGCACCUGGCAGAAACAGCUAUAAAGCAAAGGAUAGCCCUAAGGUACAAUGGCAAGGUGUUAAAAAGAAGCAUGGGAGAAGGUGACUUGGUCUUACAACACAACGACAUAGGGCUACCAACCCUAGGAGAAGGCAAGUUGGCCGCAAACUGA